UAUUCUCACGGGGACGGGCCGACGGUCACUGUCCUCACCGCGUCUCGAAACAAACUGUUGUCGGUCAUGUGACCGUUCGACAGGGAGUGUCGUACCAACGAGCGCACCCCUGUUCAGUUCAUUGACAGAAAUGGCUACUACGGAAGUGGAGCGCAGACGUGGCCAGCUUGCUGCUCUGUCCAUAGCAGCAGUGGUGAUCAUCGUGGGAGCCCCUCUGUGGUGGCGCACAACAGAAACAUAUCGCGCCUGGUUGCCCGUCAGUCAGAUAAAAGAGUUGGCUAACUUGCAGCUGCAGCUGAGUGCCGACGUGGAGGUCGUGUUUGCACGGGGAACUGUGACACCAGAACAGCAGAAGAAGGUCCCACUGACGCUGACACAGGAUGACGAACACGUAGUAGAUGAGGACACAUCUUUGAGGUACAGGUAUGAGACAAAGUACCGCACAGCUACAGUCAUGGAGGAGGACGCCCUGAACCAGCCCACCGCUGCAGAGGCAGAUCUAUCGCUGCACAGGCUCAGUGAGAGCCCCUGUGGUUCUUUGGUUGUGUACGUCAUCCCAGAGUCAUCUUCACUGCUGCCUGAGGAUGUGGAUGUGUAUAUCGGUCAGCGACGCACAGCCAUGCUGCGUAUGGGUGCCCCGAUGAGGGUGGGCAAGACACUAGAGCAGUUACUGUCUCACCUGGAGCCUCGGAUCAAGCAGGUACUGCAGGUGAUGUCUUUUAGCCAUAAUGACAUCACCGCCGCCCUCAGCGACAGAGUCCGUCUCAGCCCUGGCAACAAAGAGAGCGUCGCUGACAGUAUGAGAGCCUUUAAAUCCAGCCCAGGUUAUGAGAUCACGUUCAGUCUGUUGAACCCAGACCCAAAGUCUCACCGGCUCCACUGGGACAUAGAGAGUGCUGUGCAGACCUACAUCCAGCCUCUGCUCACAAAACUGGCCCCUUUGGCAAACUUCAGCAUCGAUUCUCAGACUCUGUACUACACCAUGCUCGGCGUGAAUCCGCGCUUCGACAGCAGCCGCAGCAUCUACAUGCUCAACGCUGACAGCCUCGCGCAUGUCAUCAACCCCGUGGAGGCUAGACUGGGUUCAAACGCCGCCUCUUCCAACCCAGUGUUGAAUUUUCUCUUGUACGUCCCGGAUGCCCACCAUUCACCCCUUCAUAUUCAUGACCACAAGAAACAGGAAGUGCCUUCUAAUGCGUUUCACUCUCCACGGUGGGGUGGAAUUAUGGUCUAUAAUGUUGAUGGUUUCUAUGGACCAGAGGCUGCGUUCCCUGUUGACAUCAACAUCAAUAUGGCCAAAGUCAUGGGAGUCUUCCUUGCGCAGCUUCGACUGUUGCUGGGCGUGCAGUCGUCAUCUCCUCCUCCCGGCUUCCGCGUGGCACCGUGCAGCAGUGCAGGACUAGCUGACUGGGAGCUGGAUCGUCUCAUGUGGAGUAGAAGUGUGGAAAACGUAGCAACCGCGACCACCACCAUCACCUCGCUGGCACAGCUGCUGGACCAGAUAGGAAACAUUGUCAUCAAUGAUAACAUUGCUCAACAGGUGUCCAGUGCCGUCACGUCUCUGCAGCUGGCUGUGGCCGAGUUGGAGGCCGGGAACCUCGGCUUUGCCCUGCAGUACAGCAAAGAGGCCAUCUUGGCAUCAGAGAGAGCGUUCUUUGACCCUUCACUCCUCCACCUCCUGUACUUUCCCGAUGACCAGAAGUUUGCUAUCUACAUACCACUCUUCCUGCCCAUGUGCGUGCCGAUUCUGUUAUCACUGCUCAAAAUCAUGUCUGAGGCCAGACAGAGACGCAGAGAAAAGACGAAGAAGAAGGACUGAGAAAGACGUGCGCGAGAGAGAAUGUGUUGAACAAAAACAAAAAGGCACGCAUGAAGAAAGACUAACGUGCAGCAUGAAUUUUAUUGUUUCAUGUAAAGAAUUGUGUUCAUUUUAAGAUUGUGAUGAAUGUCUGCCGCGGCUGUCUGACACUACACUGGAAAGCUUGAACUGUUGUGAAUGUGUCAAGUUUUAUAUUUGAAUUCUACUUACUGUUCUAAGUUAUAAGUUACAAAUAAAUAAUAAAAAUGAAAGCUGUAACUCA
Molecule: messenger RNA, 2081 nt
Organism: Larimichthys crocea (large yellow croaker)
Lineage: Eukaryota; Metazoa; Chordata; Actinopteri; Sciaenidae
Gene: pigs
Product: phosphatidylinositol glycan anchor biosynthesis, class S
Exons: 12
Coding region: 131-1819 (562 amino acids)
Biological process (GO): attachment of GPI anchor to protein
Cellular component (GO): GPI-anchor transamidase complex
Source: RefSeq, a predicted model, not a curated record